AUGGGCAAACAGAACAGCAAGUUAAAACCGGAAGUGUUGGAAGAUCUUCGCCACCAGACUCAGUUCACAGAGGAAGAACUACAGGAGUGUUCAAGAAAAUUUAUGGAAAUUUUCUUUCCCUAUGGUGACGCCUCGCGAUUUGCCGAGCACGUGUUUCGUACGUUUGAUACGAAUGGUGAUGGAUCUAUAGAUUUCAGGGAGUUUAUUUGUGCCCUCAGCGUCACCUCACGAGGUAAACUGGAGCAGAAGCUUCGCUGGGCGUUUAGCAUGUAUGACCUGGAUGGCAAUGGGUACAUAUCUCGACAGGAGAUGUUGGAGAUUGUCACGGCAAUCUACAAAAUGGUAGGAACUGUUAUGAAAAUGCCAGAGGAUGAGUCGACACCAGAGAAACGCACAGAUAAAAUCUUUCGACAGAUGGACAAGAACCUGGACGGCAGACUGUCCAUAGAUGAGUUCAUCGAAGGAGCCAAGAGUGACCCUUCCAUUGUGCGGCUACUACAAUGUGACCCACAGGCAGCCGCUCAGAGUUGA
Molecule: messenger RNA, 531 nt
Organism: Candidula unifasciata
Lineage: Eukaryota; Metazoa; Mollusca; Gastropoda; Stylommatophora; Geomitridae
Source: the annotation of a GenBank genome assembly